Plasmodium coatneyi is the source of this 1080-nucleotide messenger RNA. RefSeq lists its product as uncharacterized. Bases 1 to 1080 code for a protein of 359 amino acids. The record is from RefSeq and is a predicted model, not a curated record. The transcript has a single exon. NCBI's taxonomy places the organism in Eukaryota, Apicomplexa, Aconoidasida, Haemosporida, Plasmodiidae.
AUGGAAUGUGGAUAUCCAAAUGAAGGGAAAUUCCACCAAGUAGUUCAGACCAUAAAGGAGAAAAUUGAAAAGCACGAUUUAAGCAAAUGGAAGGACAUUGUGAAACCGGAAGAGGGUCCAAAAUAUGACGAAUAUUUUGAGCGUCUGCUGAGGGAAGGCAGUCAAGAAAAGGACACCCACGAUGGGGGUGCCCAUGGGAUUCAUGAUCUAUCCGCCGAACAGGUGGAAGAACCCCCUCCAGGGGGCUACGGAGCAACCGGGUAUGAAGAAAACAAAACAGAGUUUCAGCUGAACAAAGAAUUCUUCGACAAGAUAACUAAUAAGGAAAAAUUUUACUUCCUACUGAACAUAAAAGAAAUGAUGGAAACGAGUUGGUUAUUGGCACAAAAAAGAUUGGAGGGGAUUAAAUUGGAGGAGAAGUCCAAACCAGUUAACGUUAAGGAGUUAUUAAAUUACUCCCAAAAAAUUGCAGACACGACAUGUGCCCCACCAGAGUGCGACAACAUAAACGACAAAAUAAUGCAUCAAGAAUAUUACCCCAAUUAUCAUUUUUUAAAUUUUGUGAAUGUAGAAGAAAUACAUUUGUCCAAACUAUUCCAGCUACAAAAAUAUAGUACCGUUUGCUUCCCCCCAAUUAUUACCAUACAGGAGGGUAAGGACAAUAUGCUCCUUGUUGACAUAACCUGCACUACUCCCCACGUCACCAUUUAUUACAGAAUCAAUGAUGAGACGGAUGAGUACAUAUAUGAUGCAGUUAACAAGCCGCAAAUUAGGAAAAGAAAAAAGAUCAAUGUUUACGGAUGGUCAAUUAAAAAUGGACAUAUAAAAUCGAGAGUUACAUGCAUUUCGAAAUCGUAUAAAGUUGAGGAAGACGAUUCGUUUUUCCUUACGGAUAAUUUGGCAAAUAAGGAACAGGGGGAACAACCACCAGGCUCUUCCAAAAGGAGUAUGGAAUCUAAUGCCCCUGAUAAGCCAUCUCAAUUUACAAAUGUCUUUAAAAAUUUGGGCUUCCUACUCAGCCGAAAAAAGAAGAAAACAGAGGAAUCCUCAUCAAAUGGGGAGUCAUCGAGUGAGGGGUAG